AUGAAAUACGUACAACUCGGAAGUAGCGGUCUUCGCAUCGCCCCAAUUGGUGUCGGCUGCAUGAGCUUUGGAAACCCAGAGGGCCGUUUCAAAUGGUCAAUCCCAGAAGAAGAAGCCCUGCCCGUGCUUAACCAUUGCUAUGAAUCCGGCCUCAACUUCUUCGACACAGCAAACGCCUAUUCCAACGGCUUGUCUGAAGAAAUUCUCGGCAAAGCGAUCAAGAAAUACGGCUGGCGCCGGGAAAACAUCGUCGUCGCAACCAAACUGUGGGCACCCGUCGGCCGUGGUCUUGAACAGCCCAUGGCUAUGACGGAUGAUGAAAGGGAUAAUGCGGGCUACGUGAACGAAUACGGCCUGAGUCGAAAGCAUAUCUUCGAGAGCGUCGACGCCAGUCUCCGAAGACUUGACCUGCCCUACGUCGACUUGCUACAAAUCCACCGGUUCGACCCUAGAACGCCCCCAAGGGAAACAAUGGAGGCGCUUCACGAUAUCGUCAAGUCCGGCAAAGUGCGCUACAUCGGCGCUUCAUCGAUGUGGGCUCAUCAGCUGCUCGAGUACCAAUACACCGCUCGUCUCCACGGCUGGACAGAGUUCAUCUCGAUGCAGAAUCUCCACAACGCCACCUACCGCGAGGAGGAGAGGGAGAUGUAUCCCGCCUGCGCCAAAUUCGGAAUGGGCGGGAUUCCCUGGAGUCCCGUUGCAAUGGGCUUCUUGGCUCGACCCUGGCGGGAAUUCGCGAAAACUAAACGUGGUGAAGGACAGGGCUCGGGUUUCCUCGGUCAGCCUACUACGGAGACGGACAAAAAGAUUAACGAGCAGAUUGAGAAGAUCGCUGAGCAGCACGGUGUGUCGAUGGCGACUGUGGCGAUUGCUUGGUCCCUUUCUAAGCCAUUUAUUACGGCGCCUAUUCUGGGAAUGAGCAAGAAGGAGAGAGUUGAUGAGGCUAUCAAGGCUAUUUCGCUCGUGCUUAGUCCUACUGAGUUGAAGAGUAUUGAUGAUCUAUAUGAACCCAAAAAGGUUGUGGGCCACCAAUAA
Molecule: messenger RNA, 1035 nt
Organism: Penicillium daleae
Lineage: Eukaryota; Fungi; Ascomycota; Eurotiomycetes; Eurotiales; Aspergillaceae
Product: aldo/keto reductase
Exons: 1
Coding region: 1-1035 (344 amino acids)
Source: RefSeq, a predicted model, not a curated record